Limanda limanda (common dab) is the source of this 2477-nucleotide messenger RNA. It is a transcript of the gene rgl3a, whose product is annotated as ral guanine nucleotide dissociation stimulator-like 3a. Gene Ontology annotation, biological process: positive regulation of GTPase activity; Ras protein signal transduction. The record is from RefSeq and is a predicted model, not a curated record. Gene Ontology annotation, molecular function: guanyl-nucleotide exchange factor activity. Lineage: Eukaryota; Metazoa; Chordata; Actinopteri; Pleuronectiformes; Pleuronectidae. Gene Ontology annotation, cellular component: plasma membrane. The transcript is spliced from 17 exons. Bases 1 to 2433 code for a protein of 810 amino acids.
AUGAGGAUCACUCUUCCGGUGUUCGGAGGCGGUGAUGGAGGGGAGCCCCGCAGCCUCCGCAGCAAAGUGGGCCGGAUGGGCAGGAUGAGGAAGCUGCUGUCGCUCAGGACCAAUCCCUGUGUGGACGUGCACAUGGACUCUGAGCCUGGUGUGUGGCUGAGGAGCUUCCAGUUGAUAGACACUGAUGCACAGUAUGAGGACCCGGUGCAGGAGUGGGGGGAGGAGGAGGAGGACGGGGCCUUGUUUGGCAUCACGCUCCGCAGGGAGCCCGUCCAGCCCAAUUCCGAAAUGGCCGAGCUGGCCACGGCCUUCAGCUUUGUCCAGUACCACACGGUGAAGGUGCGCCGGCUGAAGGCCGCCACCCUGGAGCGUCUGGUCACCCACCUGCUGGACCGUGACCACCAGGAGCCCGACUUCACCCGUGUGUUCCUCUCCACCUACAGGGCCUUCACCUCCACCAGCACCCUCAUCGAGCUGCUGUUUCAGAGAGACGACUCAAUCGCCAACCUGGAUAACACUGUCUGCCCUCGCAGUACCUUACCCCCAGUGAUUCGGCUGUGGCUGGAGGACUACAGUGAAGACUUCCAUGAACCCCCCAAGUACCAGGCCCUCAGGCUGCUUUGUGGGCUCUUGAAGCAUCGCCUCUGCUUCAGACGUGUGGCUCAGACUGCUGAGAGCCUGCUCAAGAGGCUCCAGGAACAAGAUUGCAACCGGUCUGCGUCACAUCACGGUGGUAAAUCAUUGCAGCAGGAUCCGGGGGACGAGGAGGACGGAGGUGACAUGUCCGCUAAGGAGGAGGACAAACACAGCUUUAUGGACUUCCCUGUUACAGAAGUAUCGGAGCAGCUGACCCGACUGGACGCUGAUCUGUUUGUCAGAGUGGUGCCCUUCCACUGCCUGGGCUGCGUCUGGUCCCAGCGUGACAAGAAAGAAAGCCGAAACCUGGCGCCCACCGUCCGCGCCACCAUCUUCCAGUUCAACGCCAUCACCAACCGUGUCAUCACCUCACUCCUCUGUCCGUCCUCGCCCAGCCCUCCCACUUCCUCUCCCAUCUCAUCGCCCAUCUCCUCCUCUCCCUUCCUGUACCCCUCCACGGCCCCGAGCUCACCUCGCUGCGGGCACGCCAGCCCCGCCCACAGAGCACGCAUCAUCGAGAGGUGGAUCACUGUUGCACAGGAGUGUAGAGAGUUGAAGAACUUCUCCUCUUUGAGAGCGAUCCUGUCGGCGCUGCAGUCCAACGCUGUGUAUCGCCUCAAGAAGACCUGGGCGGCCGUCAGCAGGGAGAGCACGGCCACCUUCGAUCACCUGUGUGACACUUUUCCUGAUGAAAACUGUGUGUUGACCACCAGAGAGAUCCUUGUGGAGGAUGACAGCCCCUCAGAUAGCAGCGUCACCACGGGCUCUAGACCGCGGCUCUGCCCAACGUCCAAACAGAUGAACCUGAGCAGUGGAAUUGUGCCGUACCUGGGCACGUAUCUGACCGUCCUCACCAUGCUGGACACAGCACUGACUGACACAGUGGAGGGUGGACUCGUCAACUUUGAGAAACGCAGACGAGAGUUUGAGAUUAUCUCCCAGAUCCGACAGCUUCAGGCUUCCUGUUCCCACUACAGCCUCCCGGUGAACCCUCGUAUCACAGCCUGGCUGCAGGCGCACACCCUGCUCACAGACCAGGAGAGCUAUGAGCUGUCCCGUGACCUGGAGCCUCCAGUUGACCCGUGUCCCAACUCCCCCAACUCCUGGAGCAGUCGUCUGAUCACGAAGAAGCUCGCCACGUUGCGAUCGGUCAGUGACAGCUCCCUCAGGAAGACCCAUGCUGAUCAGAUCAGUGUGUCGUCCUCUGGCUCCAGCAGUUCAGACAUGGAGGAGCUCUCGGCCCCUCAACCUUCGCCACUCAGACUCAAACUCAAGUCUCUGUCCGGUUCUCUUCUCGACGUAGCCGAGGACUUCUCCUCCUCUCCGAGCCUCUCCACCUCCUCCUGCAGCUCCUCUCAUCCGGACCUCAGCUCCUCCUCUCUGGCGCUGAGCCCCGAGUCGUCGUCAUCAUCCAGCUGCUCGUCUCAGGCCUCACUGCCCGUCUACAACAAGCAGGUCGCUGACUCGUGCAUCAUCAGGGUCAGUGUGGAGUCUGUCAGCAAUGGAAACGUCUACAAGAGCAUACUGCUGACCAGUCAGGACCACACUCCUCAUGUGAUCCAGAGAGCGAUUGAAAAACACAACAUGGAGGACGUCAGCUGCCACGACUUCAGCCUCUGCCAGAUGCUCAACAACGGAAAAGAGCUCCUGAUCCCCGACAAGGCCAAUGUCUUCUACGCCAUGUGCACCAGUGCCAACUACGACUUUGUCCUGCGCCAGCACUGGAGGAGCCACGGGAGACAUGCUGCCUCUUCUCUCAGCCCCGGAGCUCCGGCCAAGGGUCGCCACGCCAAGUGAUGAGCUACUGCGGGUUUGAAAUGCAACUGGGAGACGGACAAGGU